AGAACAAGAUUACAAAAGUGCGCAUGCCUGGGAUAACAGACAAGAGGAGGAAAUGAUUGUCUGAUGAAAGUGUGAGGUGGGCACUUGAGCAGGUAGCGCUAAACACUUAGAAAGCAUGAGAGCGGAGAGAGAUGGACGCUUGGUGAAACACCGAGGUGGUUGGUAUGAUGGAAGGAGGACUGGGAAAGGAGAAGUCUAGAGCCACACGGUGUCCCGACAGCCCCACAGCAGACGCGUCCACGCCACAAUGGAAAGACUGCUUUGGCUCAAAUGAAACCAUCCCCCCGCAUCAGAUCCAUAGAAAUAAUCACUACAUGGACACCAGAAAACCUCUGCUGGAAUUAAAAGAUGUCCCCCCUCCACCACAACAUCCACCUUCUCCCCAUUUAUCCAAGCCUUUGCCUCUGCGCCCCCUCCCUUUGCCGCCUCCUCCUCCUCCUUGCUUUCUUGCUCCUCCUCAUCUAUCACAAGACUGCCAACAGCAGCAGCAGCUACCACCUGAAGGGGCUAGCCCCAAAGUAAGCCACUGCGUCUACUGCAGCACAGCUGGGCGGGGGUUGUUGGGUGGUGGUGGUGAUGCUGGCGGCAGCAGCUCCAGCAUCGCCGGAGUCGUUUCGCUUUGCAGGGCUCUCUGCUCCAUGGGAGAUCCCAUUUGUAGCAGCAGCGGUAGCAUCAGGUCUGGGACCUGUUCAGUAGUUUCUUCUGUUCAUCCAUGUCAACAAACCCUCAGCUGCAAUACCAGAGGCCAAGUUCCCGAGUCUGUGCUCAGGCUUGGAUGCACACCUCAGUUGCACAGCCCCGUUGCCAUCGCUCAGCCCCUUUCUUCUCACAACUGCCUCCCCUGCUGCUCUGGGCUCCUUCACACCUGUUCAGCUGCACCUUCUCCAUGCAGUCAGGCCUCCUCGUUUCCUCCUUCCGUUUCCUCUUUACCUGCUUCUGUGCAUGACUCUUGCCUGGUGUCUUCUGGCUUUUAUACCUGUGAUGUCGGCUGCAACUCCUCAGCCAGGAGAUCUCAGAGAAGUGCACACGGGGAUCAAACAACUGCCACCGCUGUCACCACCACAACCUCUACAGCACGGUUCUUCUCCAAUCCUAUUCACUUAAAUGUAGAACGCACCGCUUGUGUGAAGGGGGCUCACUGCUGUCUGGACUACUUAAAGCCUGUGAAUGGCGUGACUUCAGACACAGAUGAGGUGUGGCCCAAGGUUUGUGUCCCACAGACGGCCUCUCUUCCCGUUCCUGUUUGCAAUGGUUGUGGAACGUCUUCUGAUGCCAUGGCUCUUUGGCCAAACACCAGCUGUGGGACUUCGUAUAAAUACGGUUCUCCAGAGAGUGGUGGGUGUGAGAACAUUCCUCCAGUUGGCGUCUUUUGGGACAUUGAGAACUGCAAUGUUCCCAGCGGACGUUCUGCUGGAGCCGUGGUCCAGCGUAUUCGCAGCCAUUUCUUUAAGGGUCACCGAGAGGCGGAAUUUAUUUGCGUUUGUGAUAUCAGCAAGGAAAGCAAGGCUGUCAUUCAGGAGCUGAACAACUGCCAGGUUACCGUCGCACAUAUUAAUGCCACAGCCAAGAAUGCUGCAGACGACAAGCUGCGUCAGAGCCUGCGGCGCUUCGCUGAGACCCACACUGCACCUGCAACUGUAGUCCUGGUGUCCUCUGACGUGAAUUUUGCAAGUGAGCUGAGCGACCUGCGGCACCGGCAUGGCUUCCAGGUGAUCCUCGUCCACGGCAGCCACACGUCCUCUGCUCUGCUGCAGCACGCCCACCUCCAUGUGGCCUUUCAGGAAAUUACAGCUGAUCUACCACAGCGACCGCUCGACUUAACAGAGCCCAGUUUCAACCUUCUGUAUGUGCACAACCUCCCUGUCAACUGUGACAAGAGCCUGCGGAACGCUGUGAAGUUCAGGCUCCGCCGCUUAUCAGACAACUGUGGUGGCAAGGUGCUGGGCGUGUCCCAGGGCAUAGCGGUCCUCCGCUUUGGCAGCCCCGAGGCCGCGGCCCGCGCAUGCAAGCGAAUGGAAAACGAGGACGUGUUUGGCCGUCGAAUCACCCUCUCCUUCUCACCGAGGGCCAGAGAAGGCGCACAUCCCGAGGCUGAGCCUCAGACUCAGCCCCAUCACUUGUCUCAGACCAAGCCCCAAACCAAUCAAAUCCAGGUCUCUGGGGUUGCCCAUCUCCCGUCCACGCCCUCUUGUUCUUUUCUGCCUUUGGAGAAGCCCAGGUCACCCAGGAGGCCACGGCGAGCAACCCGCCCGUGCCCCACUCUUGUCCCAGAGCCUGAAAGGCCCUACAGCCCUAGGAGGGGGUCCAGUGGGCCUCCGGGGGGUGCUGCAGCCAAACUCAAUCAGGACCUCACAAACGUGGAAGCCAAACCCAGGAUGGGUCAGCAGCAGGUGGAAAAAGUCCACAUGUUGAACUCGUCCCAUCAGACUAACGGGGAAAUGAGCGCAUUGGAGCAUUUGUCCAAACCUGGCUUCACCAAAGAAUCAGGCUGCAGGAGGAGAGAAGUUUCCCUGCCUCCUAACCGGACUGCCCCCCUUGUGGAUAAAGGAGACAAGAACUUUCAGAUCAGCACGCCGUUAGCCUUCACCAGGUUAAACCUACACAGGAGCUUCAGUCCUGUCGGCACUUCUCAGGGCUCCUGGUCUUCAAGGAGCGCAUCCCCCUCCCUGUCCAGCCGCUCCUCACCUCUGCUUGCUGCGCCGCGCAGCCCCAACGGUCGAGCUGAGCCUUUCUUAGAGGGGGCCGAGGUGCAGGUGGCCAAUCUGGACUACAGAAUGUCUCGCAAGGAUCUGCAGCAGACGUUGCGUGACACCUUCUCCCGCUUUGGACAGGUGCAUUCUGUGGAGCUGAGCCCCCACACCGAUUACCAGCUGAAGGCUGCAGUUCAGAUGUCAUCCCUGCAGCAGGCCAUCAGUGCCGUCAGCGGCCUGCAUCGCUUUAAGAUCGGAAGCAAGCGCGUUCAGGUGUCUCUGGUCACAGGUGGCAGCAACAAAUCUCUAAGUCUGGAGAUCAUCAGCAUUCUUCAAGAUUCUCCUGCCAACUGCCUUCCUGUCUUCAAGUUCCUAGAGAUUUAUGAGAAAAAAUAUUCCCGUAAGAUUGCUGUCAGCGACCUGUACAAGCUGCCUGAUUUGGUCUCUGUGCGGGAACAGGGGGGCUCCAGGCUCGUUUGCCUUUUGCCUCACAGCCAAAUACGUCAGAGUCCUCUGGGAUCUUCUCCGUCGCAGGAAGGCUCCUCUUCUUUAAAUGGAAGCCCUGUUGUGUUUGAGGAGCUGGAGUACCACAAUCCUGUUUGUGAGCAACAUUAUUCAAAGCAGAACUUCAGCGAGGCAGAUUUUGACCCAGAAUCCUACAAAAUCCCAUUUGUUGUGAUGUCACUGAGCACUUUGGCUUCUGAGCUCAAUCAUCUGCUGGAAUCACACGGUGGGACGCUUCCUCUCCUCAGUUUUCCAGACUGCUAUGCGGCUGAGUUCAGCCCGCUGAUUCUCGGCAGUGAAAUGACCGAGGGUGCCGUUCCUCUGGAGCAUCUCAUCACCUGCGUUCCCACCGUCACCAUAGUCAUUGCUCAAAAUGGUUUCAAAGUCAUCAAAUGGCUGCACAGCAGACCGCCUGCACAUAUUUCUGAGCCCUGGAUUCAACGCUGCAAAAGUCCAGUAGGAAACCCUCAGCUCAUCCAGUUUAGCAGAGAGAUCAUUGACCUGCUGAAGGGUCAGCCAUCCUGCAUAAUGCCCAUCAGCAAAUUCAUCCCUGCAUACCACCAUCACUUUGCCAAGCAGUGCCGAGUCUCCGACUAUGGCUUCUCAAAGUUGCUGGAGCUUCUUGAGGCGGUACCUCAUGUGCUACAGAUCCUGGGUAUGGGAACCAAGCGUUUACUGACCCUGACCCAUCGAGCUCAGGUGAAGCGCUUCACCCAAGACCUGCUUAAACUGCUGAAGUUUCAAGCCAGCAAGCGAGUGGCAGUCAAAGACUUCAUGCAGGCCUAUCAUUGGUGCUUCUCCAGGGACUGGAGGGUAACUGACUACGGCACAUGUGACCUGAUGGACCUGCUGGCUGAGAUCCCAGAUACCACCAUCACCAUCUCCCACCAGAGCUCGGACACGGUCAUCUCCGUUCCCAAGAGGGAGCGCACUACGGAGGAAGUGGAGCGCACCAAGCAGUUUGGGAAGGAAGUGGUGGACCUGCUCCGUCACCAGCCUCACUGUCGAAUGCCAUUCAGCAAAUUCAUUCCGACCUAUCACCACCACUUUGGCCGUCAGUGCAAGCUGAGCUACUAUGGAUUCACAAAACUUGUGGAGCUCUUUGAGGCCAUCCCUGAUAUCUUACAGUUGUUGGAGUGUGGUGAGGAGAAAGUUCUGGCUCUGACAGAGGUGGAGCGUAUCAAAGCUCUGGCAGCACAGCUGGUCAAAGUGCUUCGGGCGCAGAAGAACUACAGUCUUCCAGUCAGCCAGCUGCUCACAGAGUACAGCAGGACCUUCGGUUACAGUCUGCGCCUGCAGGACUUUGACACCCCCUCCCUGUCCACCCUGCUAGCUAAACUCUCUCAUGUUGUAAAGGUGGUGGACAGUGCAGAAGGUAGGGAAGUGCAGCUGAUCAACAGGAAGUCUCUGCGGACGCUUACCUACCAGUUGCUGGCUCUGCUCAUGUCCCAAGAAACCGAUCAGUUGCCCAAGGGCAUGAAGGUGGAGGAGCUGAGCCAGCGAUACCAGGCUGUUCACGGCUCACCACUGAAUCCCUGUGAAUACGGCUUCCUGUCACUAAGCGAGCUGCUCAAGAGCCUCCCAAAUCUAAUGCAGUUGUAUCAUGAAGAUAAUGAAGAAAACGGCAAAGCUGGCGAUGAAUACGUGAGGCUAACCAGGCUUUUUCAGUUUGCUCGUAAUGUGCGCGCGCUGCUGCACACCUACCACUACAACCAGAUCUUCCUGACAGAGUUCCAAGGAGCUUACAGCAAGUUCAUGGGCAGCAGCCUGGAACCGCGCUCAUACGAGUGCGUCAGCGUCGACGAUCUGCUCAAUGCCAUUCCACAGGUGGUCUGGAUAAAGGGACACGGCCAUAAGAGGAUUAUCGUUUUAAAGAACGAUAUGAAAGCCAAAGCAAGUUCUUCAGUACCCAGCAGCCCCCACCCAGCAGGGAGCCCAAGAGACAGUCCUGUCAGCGGUGCAACGUCUGGCACCCAGAGUCCUGGAAUGGAGUCCAGAGAGAAGGAAGUGUCUGACCAGGGAGUUGAGUGGAGCGAAUGGAAAGGUCUGAUCUUCAUGAUGCUGUGGUUCAGAAGGGGCAGAAUCUUUGAAAUAGUGUGGACGAUGCUGCAGAGUCGGAGCUGCUCUGCCUCGCGUCCCCGUUGGACCUGUUGUGUGGACCUGUACCGUCCUGCCUGCCGUCACCUCAGCUCCACCCCAAUCCCAUCGCCCCCCACCAGGUGGACCUUAUUCACUUUGAAGGACAGUCAGCUUCUGGGCCGGCAGCAGAAAGUGGUGAAUGUCAAGCCGCCACAGAUGGAGGUUCCAAUCCAGCUGAGGCCCCUGGCAGAGAGGAAGACUUUCCUGCCAGCAGAGCUCUUCCUCCCCCUCAGUCCCUGGACAGUCCCAGCAGAAGAGCCUCACGGAGCAGGAUACGCCUGGCUGCCAACUUCUCAUUCACGUCCAGAUCUUCUCACACUUCUCCUGCCGAUCCGGUCUGACCCCCAACCGUCCCCCCCUGCAGUGCAUCUGCACAGAGGAGCAGCGGCUGAUGUGGAGCCUCUGAAAGCCUCCGUGUGAUCCGUCCCUUCAUAACAAGCUGCAUUUCUUCUGCUUUCUUCUUCUCCUCUUUAGUCUUUUCUUUUUUCCCGGAGCUCACAACCUUUCCUGUGAGCUUCACCAAGCUGUGAUUUUUCUUCUUGCAGAUUUCCUGCAGUUCUUUCAUUUGUCAAACUCUCAGCCAUUUCGUCCCAGGAGCGGUUUGGUUUUUUUGUUCGAGCCCACAAACUCAGAGGGAUGAAAAUGAGUUAGUCGUCACUGUAUCCAGUGUGAGGUGGAGAGAGGUCAAUGACAUCUGGGUUUUUCUGAAAUGAGUUGAAGACAUGUAGCUACCUCUGUUUUCAGUUGAUGAGCUGGGAAAGAGACAUUUUUCUCUGUGCAAUGUUAAAGAAAGGGGGGGGGGAAACAAACCGUAUAGAUGAAAUCCAGCUGUUAAAUGUUUGAUUUGCUGAAGAUGACCUGAGGUUCACCAUUCUGCUGUUUCUGUUCCACACAGGUAAGGUGGUGAGGAUUUCCGUUGUGUGCUGCACAGAGUUGGUGUGUUGGGAGCAGUUUGUCCUGAAGAGGCUGUUGGCUGAUGACGAACAGCCGUUUGCUUUUAUGUAGGAAAACACUGAGUGGUCUGAGCUGGAUCAGAUCAAAAGAUUUAGACCAACAUUGCUGCUACUUAAGAUUUUUAGUCUAGUCUAGUGGUUUUUGUUUGGCAAAGCCUUUGACUUGUCUCUUCAGGGCCAGUGAGUAGUACCUGCAGCAGAAGCCAGAGUCUAUACAGUUUGUGUUUCUUUCAGCUGUUUUGCUCUGGAGGAGGCAGUGUAAAUGCACGCAGGUUGCAUAAGUGAGUUUAUGCAACCUGUUCUAUUCAGGAGGAGCAGCCAGCAAGAGUUUAAGAUUGGUGUUUGUGGCUCCAGGUCUGGAUCAUCCUGGCAGACGCAGAAGAGCUCAAGGUUUGUUCAGGUAACCUUUGCUGCUGCUCUGCGUCACAGCUGAGGAGUCUGAUGACGGCAGCGAUUACUGUGGUCUGUUUUGUUUUUUUUAAUUGCAAAGAGACUGAACAUCGGUUUGGUUGAAGGAUGGGAGGUGAUUGGUUUGUCGGACCAAACCUGGAAGGCUCUGAGAAGCCUCCGGCACAGACUUGCUGUGGCUCUCGGGAUUAAACUGGGCUUUUACAAUAGCUUGUAUUGGCCUAAGUGCUGAAAGAAGGUUUGAUGUUUCCUCCCUGCCCUCUUGAGGCUCACAUUUUUGACUUACUGAGGUGUUUUGUCCCUCAGCGUUGCGUCGUCAGGGUUUCCUCGGCUGCUGGUAGGCUUCAGCUGCCUGUGAUGUGGCGCGAAAGCCCAAGCGUCUGCCGUCGAAGGAAGGCUGCCGUUUUGUGUCUAAAAGAAACGUUGGGUGGGCAGCGGCCCAUCUCAUCAGUUUAUUGGCUUUUUCUGAUGACUUUGAUCUGAAGUUUUCUGGAUUUUUGGACUUCACCUGUCAUCUUCAUAAAAAAAAAUCGUAUUUUUAAGUCUCCCUAAUGUUCCUUUUUCCUCUUUGCUGCAGUUGUUAAUAUUUGUCUGGAAAAAAAAGAUUGAAAUUAAAGACUGGCGGGAUGUAAUUUGGCAGAAUUUUUUUCUUUUUGUAGGUUUCAGCAUAGCUCGCCAGCCUCUCGUGCCUCAGUGACGGCUAACUCAGGAGGGAGAGCUUCUUUGGUUUGGUUUCAUCAGUGACACGCUGCUGUGCACUUAUACAUCGGUUUUUGUUAAGUGUAUUUGAACGACGGCAGAAAACCUGACCCAUGUCCUUAAGGUCUGGGGAUAAUUUUGUGUACCUGCUGUUUCAUGUAAGUCUGUCUGCGAUUUGCACACUUCUAUUGCUUUGCUGCACCAAAUGGGGUUGUAAGAAUUUCAUGUUGAAGGGACCAAAAGAUUUCCAUGAAUAAAUCUCACAAGCAUCA
Molecule: messenger RNA, 7665 nt
Organism: Oryzias latipes (Japanese medaka)
Lineage: Eukaryota; Metazoa; Chordata; Actinopteri; Beloniformes; Adrianichthyidae
Gene: marf1
Product: meiosis regulator and mRNA stability factor 1
Biological process (GO): regulation of gene expression
Cellular component (GO): cytoplasm; peroxisome
Molecular function (GO): RNA nuclease activity; RNA binding; CCR4-NOT complex binding
Source: RefSeq, a predicted model, not a curated record